ACGAAAUCAAAUAUAUAUAUAUAUAUAAGCAGUGACGUGCCAGAGUUCACUCACAUUGGAAACUUGGAAACCACCGAAUAUCUUGGUUGUCUAGUGUGAUCUGUUGUGUCGAAUAUAAAUUCGUUUUGUUUUUUUUACUAAAAAGAAUUGAAUCUUGUAAAAGAUCAGGUUAAACAGAUUCUGAAACUUGCGAAUCUGAACGUUUUAUUAUUUAUAGCUUUAAUUAAAUCCAUCAUUUUCAUCUUAACAAAGAGUCUCAAGUGAUCUUUCCAUACCAGGAGACAUUUAUCCAAGUCUUUGAAGCAGAGGACCUCUAUAUAUCUUGUACUUACACGCCUAUCCGCUAGGUGGAUCUGGUGUUUCACGCAGCCAACUUGAUUAAAAUGUUUAUCACAUUCCGCCUGAUAACAGUUCUGGUUGUUUUACCCUUUGUCCUGAGCUGGCACCUGGACUUUACCAAGGAAAAAGGGGCCUCAGCCUCAGGGCUCAACACCUUGAAAAUACGUCGAAACUCUAAACAAGGAGAACAUUUUGUUCCAAAACCAGGAGUUAGGCUACUCGGGACACCAGGCAGUUCUUUGUCCCUGGACCCUUAUGAAAGUGUCACACUAGAAUGUGAAGCAGAGGGAAACUCGUCACCCACAAUUCACUGGCUUAAAGAUGGACGCCGAAUUAAUCAGGGAGAUAUGGAUGGAGCGGAAGUGAUGGAAGAUAAGGAGGUCAGCGAAGGUUUUAGCCGGACUAGAUCCCGACUUUAUCUUAACUGUGUCACGGCUAAAGAUGAAGGUACUUACCAAUGUGCUUCCGAGAGCCCUUACCAACGGGUCAGUGAAAAAACUGACCUGAAACUGACGGAAGCAGGCAAAAUCAGUGGCGCCAUCUGCAGGGUGAAACAGUUGUUAGGCACACCUGCUAGAAUAUAUAUGUGGACUCGAACGAGGAUUGAGGUCCAGGGUAACGACAUUCACUUACUAUGUCGAGCCUCUGGAAACCCUCAGCCCCAGAUCGUUUGGCUACGUGGAAAUAAAGAUGGAGAACGGAUUAAAAACAGCCAUAAAUAUGAGGUUUUACAAAAUGGAGACCUGGUAAUCCGUAACUUAUCGUGGGGAGAUCUUGGUGGUUACACAUGUAUGGCUCAAAAUAUCCAUGGAGAUGAGAAAACAUUGACGUUCGUGUAUCCAGCUGCGCCUGAAAGCGACUUGAAAUAAUCUGGCCACAAGAAUUCCACUCGUGAAACGCCCAAGAAUUUACAGAGUCCUGUGGCGCCAUCUGUUGAAGUAACACGACAUUUAAACUUGAAAAAGAUCGAACCUUUUAGAUAACAUAUUACAGACAUUAUUAUUAAGCUAUUUUUCUUGUGCGUUAGUUAUUGGUUGUUUUACAGUAUUAAAACUGUAAAAGUUGUAUAUUGUGUAACAUGUUUCUCAUAUCGUUAUUUGUUAAUUUAAUUUUCAUUGUGAAAGUUGAUUUGACUAUUUUACAGAGGCAUGUAAAUAUUGAAGUAAAGUUUGUAAUUAUGUGCUGUAGAUGUCACCACAAGUCCUAUAUUAAGCAUCGUGAGUUUUUAUUAAAGAAUAAACCUAGUUGAUUAUAGAAAUAAACACAAGAUAUUAUAAGUUGAAUAUACUUGAACAGAACUACCUAAUCUAAGACUAAGCCUAAAGGAUAAUAUUGUGUUGCAACGUAGUUCUUCGUAGGUACUUUCUUUACAAUUAUUCUGUGAAAGUAACUCAGCAUCCAAUUUCGUAACAGACAAGAAUUAGUUUAUUUUCUCUUAGAUAUUACAACCUCGAACCCUAUUGUAAUUUGUAGGCCUAAACUUACAAACUUAGGCCUAAAAUACAGCCACGCUAAGUAUCCUCUUAGAUAUUACAAGCUCGAACCCUAUUGUAAUUUGUAGGCCUAAAAUACAGCCACGCUAAGUAUCCUCUUAGAUAUUACAAGCUCGAACCCUAUUGUAAUUUGUAGGCCUAAACUUACAAAACUUAGGCCUAAAAUACAGCCACGCUAAGUAUCCUCUUAGAUAUUACAAGCUCGAACCCUAUUGUAAUUUGUAGGCCUAAACUUACAAAACUUAGGCCUAAAAUACAGCCACGCUAAGUAUACUAUACAACGCAAAUAAAAAUCAUUGCACGUAUUUCAUCAAUGAUCCAUUACAUAUUAUCUAUUCGAUUUAAAGACAAUAAAUUUAGCAAUGUUACUCCUUUAAAGACUCCCUUUUCAUCUUUUUACCGAGUUGUGACUGAAUGGUCAUGUUUUCCUCCCCUCCAUUUGGUCUCUGCAAGGUCUUAUAGAUAAAGGUUUGAAGUGUUGGAAAAAACUUUGCUACAACUCUCAAAUGUUUAUUGCAGCUUAAUUCGCGGACAUAACUAGUCUUUUAUUGUAAAGAAAAAAUAAAGAAUUCCUCAUGAUACUGUAAAUUUAUCAUCUUGGUAAAUGUUGACUUCAGAAGAAUAUGACAAGUUAUGAAAUUACAAAUUAUAUAAACUUUCACGUGCAAAUAAAGUUGUAAGUUUUAAAUA
Limulus polyphemus (Atlantic horseshoe crab) is the source of this 2522-nucleotide messenger RNA. Its product is annotated as zwei Ig domain protein zig-4-like. The transcript is spliced from 8 exons. Bases 384 to 1208 code for a protein of 274 amino acids. The record is from RefSeq and is a predicted model, not a curated record. Lineage: Eukaryota; Metazoa; Arthropoda; Merostomata; Xiphosura; Limulidae.